Messenger RNA from Quercus lobata, 1377 nucleotides. RefSeq names its product Protein prenylyltransferase superfamily protein. The record is from RefSeq and is a predicted model, not a curated record. The coding region runs from base 165 to 1142 and encodes 325 amino acids. Gene Ontology annotation, molecular function: protein binding. The transcript has a single exon. Lineage: Eukaryota; Viridiplantae; Streptophyta; Magnoliopsida; Fagales; Fagaceae.
AGUGAGUUCAUGACUCUACCAAACCUAUUUCUUAGUUUCCAUCAUCCUCUUUUUAAGUCCUUACCCAACAACAACAACUACAACCACCUCCAUAAACCCUCCCUUUCUCCCAAACUCCAAACAUUGUUGAAUCCUCAAAGAAACCUCAACCUCAACCUCAAACCAUGAGCUUCACUUUAGCAACAUCCUCAUCCUCAUCAUCUCUCAACAACAAUCACCUCUCCUCCACUUCAAACCCACCCUUACCUUCUUCCUCUCUCCGUUUCCCCACUCCCACCAAUCCCCAAAAUCGCCUCACAAUCAUCUCAAAUGCCACCAACCAAAAAAACACACACCCCAUUAUUCAAACACUCACCCACUACACAAAAGCGGCAAUUCUCAUAGGUGCCACUGCCUCUAUGAUCGGAAACCUCUCUAUUCUUCCGGCGAAAGCUGAACCUCCCACCACCAUCACCGAACAAAACCCAGUUCUUGAAGAAGAACAAGAACAAGAACAAGCCCAAAAACAGCCGCUAUCCGAGCUUCUCGACUCCAAUUCUGAAGCGGUUGAGGCCUUAAAAUCGCUUUUACAACAGAAGCUCGAGAAUGGCGAGGACGAGGAGGGUCUUAAGGUCUUAAGACGCCUGGUAUCCGCGCAGCCCAAUGUGACUGAGUGGAAGUUCCUUAUGGCCAGGUUGUUAAGCGAAAUGGGAGAUACCGAGAAUGCACGCAAGGUGUUCGAAGAAAUUCUCGACUCUAACCCGUUGAGUUUCGAGGCGUUGUUCGAGAAUGCGUUGCUGAUGGACCGAUGCGGGGAAGGCGAGGCGGUGAUUACGCGGUUGGAAGAGGCGUUGAGGAUUGCGGAGGAGGGAAGCAAGGCGAAGGAGGCCCGAGACGUGCGGUUGAUAAUGGCGCAGAUACAGUUUUUGCAGAAGAAUGUGGAGGAGGCUCUGGAGAGUUAUCAGGAAUUGAUUAAGGAAGACCCAAAUGACUUUAGGCCCUAUUUUUGUCAGGGGAUGAUUUAUAGCUUGCUAGAUAAGAAUGCAGAGGCCAAAGAGCUGUUUGCUAAGUACAGGCAACUUUCUCCUAAGAAGUUUGAAGUGGAGGGCUACUUGAGGACCCCAUUGUCUAGGAUGAAGCUAUUUGGGUCUGACCAGAAUUGAGUUUGGGUUGUUCAACUUCAAUAUGCUGGAAUAAGGUAGGUGAAGGCAGUGUGGGUUUUUGCUGAUCGGGUAAUCCUAUGGCCUAUGCCUAUGUCAAAUUUUGAUAGUUACUUUACUCUUUUAUAUUUUGGUUUGUUACAAGUUAAUCAUGAAUUCUAAGUCUCAAAGAGGAUGAUUAGAGAAACAAGGAAAUAAUAUUUUAACUUAGUGGAAAUAAAGAUAGAUUUUCUUGUUA